UUUUAGAUAAACAUUGUGACGUAGUCAACAACAAUGGCAGCCAGCGGCACAGCUGUGACAGUCCUGACUCCAAAUGGGAGACGACAGACUGUCAAAGUGUCCCCAAACACGCCGCUUCUGCAGGUGCUGGAGGAUGUCUGCAUAAAGCACGGGUUUAGUUCAGAAGAUCACGGUCUGAAAUUUCAAAGAACGGUUCUGGAUUUGACGCUGCAGUGGAGAUUUGCCAACCUGCCCAACAAUGCUAAACUUGAAAUGGUGCCAAGUACAAAGAAAACGACGGCUGCGGACAGCCAGGUGCGAAUCGCUCUGCAGAUGGAGGAUGGCUCUCGUCUGCAGGGCUCUUUCUCAUCGGGACAGAGUCUGUGGGAACUGCUCACACACUUCCCUCAGAUCAGUGUGCUGCAGCUGUCUGAGUCAGGAGCCAUCCCAGUCUGUGUUUACAUGAGGGAUGAGGUGGCUGGAGAAGAAGCUCUCAAAAAUGCCACUCUCAAGUCUCUUGGUCUCACAGGAGGAAGUGCCAUUGUCAGGUUUUUGAUCAAAAGGAACAAAAUGCACGAAGAGCAGAACGGUGAGAAGCCUAUUGAACCGACCUCUGUGGCACCUGCACCUGUUGAAAACAUACCACACCCCGUCUCUCGACUUGACCCUGCUCCCCUGCAGCCUGAAAGGUUGACUCCAGACGAGCCGAGCUCGAGCACAGACAGGCCAAAGCCAAUCCCACCCACAGCAAAUACUGAUGAUGCCACAUGUCCAACCAGUUCAGUCCCUGAGCAACAAGACAAAGGCAUGAACUCCCAGGAUGCAGUGCGGCCUAAAGAACCUCUAGUCCCAAUGUCAGAGGUACCGUGCUGCUCCUCCUCUACCCAUGCCCUGUCUGCCCCAUCAGCCCUACCUACCCUAUCCGCCCCAUUUAUCCCGUUCUUUGGAGGGGGGCAGAGACUGGGCGGUCCGGGCGGGGCUGCUUCAGUGCAACCAUCAUGGGUAGGACAGGGCUGUGUGGUUGAAUCACCCAAAGCCAAGAAACCAAAGUCAUCUCACAAGUCAAACAGCAAGCCAGAAGUCUGCCAUGAAGAAGACAUGGGCCAAGCAGAAGAAUUUCUGGAGUCGGUGGAGAGGGAGUCACUUGUGUACCAUAUGGACUGUCAGUUACACCAUUCCAACGACACGGACCUCCCUGAUGAGUUCUUUGAAGUCACGGUUGAUGAUGUUCGGAAACGGUUUGCCCAGCUCAAGAGUGAGAGGAAACUCCUGGAGGAGGCUCCACUCAUGACUAAAGCUCUGAGAGAAGCCCAGAUGAGGGAGAAGAUGCAGCGAUAUCCGAAAGUGGUCCUGAGGAUCCAGUUCCCAGACAGACACGUUCUGCAGGGUUUCUUCAGGCCGCUGGAGACAGUGGGCGCUGUGAGGCAGUUUGUCAGAAGUCACUUAGAAGAUCCACAACUGUCUUUCUACUUAUUUAUCACUCCACCUAAAACCAUUCUGAAAGAUUCUUCAGUGACACUUUACCAGGCUGACUUAUUUCCUGGUGCAGUAGUCUACUUUGGCUCUGAUGUAAAAACAGACACCUACUUAAAAACAGAGCUUCUAGACUCUUCAGUUUCAGCCUCACAAGCAAACAGAUCGCUCGUGAGCAUUCUCCCGUCACAAACGCCACCAGGGAGCUCACAGGACCAAGAGGAGCCAGAGCCUUCACCAGAGCAGAACAUGGACACCAGCGAACCGUCCCAUGAAGAGCCACCCAGCCAGAGUCAGGCCCCCAAACCCAGGCCUGAUCCAGGGAAGGUCCCAAAGUGGCUCAAACUCCCAGGUAAGAAAUGAGGACUUUGUUGAGGGUUGAGCACUUAAACCUUUGCUGGAUUUUGGCUGCAGUAGAAGAAAGGAGGAGCAAGAGGUUGUUUUAAGCUUGAAGAGUAAAUAUUCAUGAUUCAUUAUAGUGGUUUCACAAGAAAAUGUACUGGAACGAUUGGAGUUACUACAAAGAGAAAAUAAAGAUUGUGGAAAAUGUUGCAAA
Periophthalmus magnuspinnatus is the source of this 2008-nucleotide messenger RNA. RefSeq names its product ASPSCR1 tether for SLC2A4, UBX domain containing (gene aspscr1). The coding region runs from base 34 to 1815 and encodes 593 amino acids. Lineage: Eukaryota; Metazoa; Chordata; Actinopteri; Gobiiformes; Gobiidae. The transcript is spliced from 17 exons. Gene Ontology annotation, molecular function: protein binding. The record is from RefSeq and is a predicted model, not a curated record.